UUGACAAAUUAUGGAAUACCAAAUUUCCUUAAAAAAUCCAUUAAAACAUGUAACUCAACAAGUAAAAUGACGUCGUUACGUGUACUGAAACCGACGUAAAAAUACAAAGAAAAUAACAUAAUCAUGUAUUCAUAGUGAUUAUUUGAAUUUAUAAUAUAGUACAGUAAUUGUUUACGCAUAACAUGGCAACUGCACCAAUAACAGAUAACUCUCCGAAAUCCUUAUUAAAAGCCGUGGAAGGUAAAAAUGAUGAAAAAUUAGAAAAGAAAUUAACUAUUCUCGAAUCGCAUGGAUACACUCUUGGUAAAACAAUAGGUACCGGUUCGUAUGCCACUGUAAAAAUUGCCAAAUCUAAUCGGCAUGAUUGCCAAGUAGCAGUAAAAAUUGUUUCAAAGUUUCAAGCACCCGGAGAUUAUUUAAAAAAAUUUUUGCCUCGUGAGAUAGAAGUUGUUAAAGGUUUAAAACAUCCAAAUCUAAUUCGUUUUCUUCAAGCAAUUGAAACAACUCACCGCGUUUAUAUAAUUAUGGAAUAUGCUCAAUGCGGUAGUUUAUUGGAUAUGAUAAGGCGUGAUACAUUUAUCGAUGAAUUUCGUAGCCGUCGAUGGUUUCGGCAAUUAUUAGAAGCUAUCGAUUAUUGUCAUGGACGUGGUGUUGUACAUAGAGACAUCAAAUGCGAAAAUCUUUUAAUGGAUCAGAACUUCAAUAUCAAAUUAUCCGAUUUUGGAUUCGCACGUGGACAAAUGAAAUCGAAGAACGGUAUAGCUCCGUUAAGUGAAACUUUCUGUGGUAGCUAUGCUUAUGCUUCACCAGAAAUAUUAAUGGGUGUUCCAUAUUUACCUCAAUUGUCUGAUGUAUGGUCCAUGGGAGUAGUACUCUAUGCAAUGGUUUAUGGUCGACUACCAUUUGAUGAUACAAAUUACAGCCAACUUCUAAAGCAAGUACAAAAUAAAGUUAUAUUUCCUAAAGAACCAAACGUGUCUCAAGCUUGUCGUUCACUUAUCUCACGAAUACUUGUAUCGCAACGAAUACGGUUGGAUAUUGAUCACAUAAGAAAUGAUGUUUGGCUUGCUACGUCUCUUGUUACUGCCCAGACCUCUACUAGCGACAUUUUGACAGAUAUUCCUACAGUACCGAGUGUAAAGAAAAUAGCAAGUGAAAAGAACAAAGGAACAAAAAGGCAUGCGAUUGGUAUUGGAGCGUCAGUUACCGACGUUCGGUCAUCUAAUUUCAGCAUUUUAGAUGAAAGCAGCAAUCGAUACCGUUGUUUGAAAUAAAUUUCAAGUCUCUUAUCUCCAAACUCCAAAGGACAUUUUCUUGAUUUUCCGUAUUUCGUUUAAUAUUAAAAUUAUCACAAUAUUAUGGCACUUUUAUUUGUAUUUGUUCUUUAGUUCAUUCUUCAUACUUACAAGGUUUAAUAUGACCAGUAUAGUUAAUAUCAAAUAAGAGUCCAAAUAUUUAUUAGCAAACAGGACCUGCCUAAAUGCAUAAUCUGAGACAAAUACAGUACAUAGUACUGUACUCAUUCAGUCAUAACAUAGAAUGAUACUUGGCAAUCAUAAGCAAAAGUAUCGUACUUAUCACAAAAAUACCAGGAGCAGUUGCUUUGUGGAUAUUCUUUGUAUCGUCUGUAAAAUAACGUAACGUUUCAAGUAAAUUAACAAAAUCAAAUUUUGAGACCAAAAUGAAAACGUACCGUUGGUAUCAGUUACUGGUUCCCAACCUAAGCUACGAUCGAUAGCCAUUUUCCAUUGAGAAUAUAAUAUAUCUCGUUCUAAAUAAAACAUGAUUCAUAUCUUUAACGAACUGAAUGAGCCAAAAAUUCGAAAAGAUAUUGAACAUACCAUUCUCAGUUAUCGAAGGUAGAAAGGUGUCGCUUGGUACAGCGGCGUCUAUUUUCACAUCCCAUUUACGUAUACCAUCUGCAUUUCCUGCAGCAAUUGCAACUCCAAGUGCAGUAGUUUCACACAUUAAAGGCCUCACUUUCUUGUAAAAUUUUUUAAUUAAUCAGGUAUUUCUUUUGCUCGUAUAUUUUGUUCUUAUUUGUUUUAAUCCCAAAAGGUAAAGUCUUUAUAAAAAAUGAAUCCACUUACCAACUGGAAUUCCACAAAUGUCUGCUUGCAUUUGCAUUAACAAAUUAUUGGUAGUCAUAGCACCAUCUACCAACAAUUUAGAUAAAAUUAAACCUGUGUCCUCUUUCAUAGCUUCUAAAAUGUCUCUUGUCUGAAAACAAAUGGCUUGCAAAGCUGCCUUUAUAAUAUGUGUGCUAUUAGUGUCUUCAGUAAUCCCACAUAUAACACUGAAAUAUUAAAUACUUUGCAAGAGAUAUGUGAUAACAAAAUUAAUUAAGAUUUUUAAUUUGAUAUUAACGAAUAAUUAUAAUGUUUAAUUAUCAUGUUAUUCACCUUCUUGCAUCUUUCCUCCAAUAUGGAGCAUAUAAUCCAGCAAAUGCAGGCACAAAUGUAACGCGAUUAUCAGUAGGAAUUUGUUCAACAAGAGAUUCAGACUCUUUCACAUCAGACAGUAUACCAAGGUUAUCUUUCAGCCAUUGAAUAACAGCACCAGCUAUAGCUACUGAUCCCUCAAGAGCAUAUACCGGUGUUGCUUGUGGUCCUAACUGAUAGGCGACUGUUGUCAAUAAUCCAUGAGACGAAUCUACAAUCUUCAAAAUAAUUUAUCAAUAUACAAGGUAUGAAGGAAAAUAUUUUAAAAAAUAUUAAAGUUAAUCUUACAGCAGUUCCAGUGUUGUAUAAGAGAAAACAACCUGUGCCAUAAGUGCUUUUUGCGUGUCCUUUUUGUAAACACAUUUGACCUACCAACGCUGACUGCUGAUCACCUAAACACUGUGUGUGUAUAAAUAUUUACGUAUAAAUAUCUAUCUAUAAUUACUAUUUUAUUGAUAAGCAUAUUAAUUAUAAGAAAUAUUAACUCCUGAUAUUGGUACUCCAGAUAAAAUAUCAUCUUGUAUAUAUCCAUAUAUUUCUGACGAACUACGGAUUUCAGGUAAAAUUUCUGGAGGUAUAUUAAAAAAUGAUAACAAUGUUGGAUCCCAUUUUAAAGUUGUAAUAUUCAUUAGCAUUGUCCUCGAAGCAUUUGUAACAUCAGUGGCGUGGACACCAAAACUUGUCCCUCCAGUUAAGUUCUACAAAAAAAUAAAAUGCUUUUAUGUUUCAUAUUAAAAUACAUUUCACAAUAAACAAUUAUUAUUGAACCGACCCAAAUUAACCAAGAAUCAAUUGUACCAAACAGACAACGUUUUUGAUCUAGAGCCUCACGAACACGAGGCACAUUUUCUAGUAACCAUUUUAAUUUCAAAGCACUGAAAUAUGGACUAAUCGGUAAGCCACAAAGUGGUUUCAAAUAAUUUUUAUUUUGAUUACGUAUCUUUUUCAAUAUGUCAUCCACGAUCGAAGUUGUUCUCAUAUCCAUCCAUACUAUAAGAUAAUAAAUUUAAAUUUUAUUCUUCUUAAUAUGUAAUUAUUGAUUUGUUGAUAUUGAUAUAUACAAUUGAAAACUGUGUAUGUAAAAAAUCUUGAAUCAAUGAUUACCAAUAGCAUUGUAUAAUGGUUCUCCAGUAAUAGAGUCCCAUACAACUGUAGUUUCUCUUUGGUUUGUUAUACCAACUGCAACUAUAUCACUAGGAUCAAUGGUAAGUUGCCUCAAAUUAAAUAUAGUCUGAUUAAGACAUUCCCUGACUGCUUGUAAUAUUUCUGCAGGAUCUUGUUCGACCCAUCCUUCUUUUGGACAUGAUUGUGAUAUCGAAACCUGAUGAUAUGUUAAUACUUCGGCAGUAUCCGCAGCAAAAACC
Molecule: messenger RNA, 3805 nt
Organism: Bombus terrestris (buff-tailed bumblebee)
Lineage: Eukaryota; Metazoa; Arthropoda; Insecta; Hymenoptera; Apidae
Product: testis-specific serine/threonine-protein kinase 3-like
Exons: 6
Coding region: 183-1274 (363 amino acids)
Biological process (GO): microtubule cytoskeleton organization; intracellular signal transduction; protein phosphorylation
Cellular component (GO): cytoplasm
Molecular function (GO): tau-protein kinase activity; protein serine/threonine kinase activity; ATP binding
Source: RefSeq, a predicted model, not a curated record